Drosophila simulans is the source of this 751-nucleotide messenger RNA. RefSeq lists its product as uncharacterized. NCBI's taxonomy places the organism in Eukaryota, Metazoa, Arthropoda, Insecta, Diptera, Drosophilidae. The record is from RefSeq and is a predicted model, not a curated record. The transcript has 2 exons. The coding region runs from base 326 to 607 and encodes 93 amino acids.
GAUGUUUGUCUAUUAUGCCACUGUUCCAAUGUUGUCGCUAAUAGACCCCUCAAUACUGUGAUGUAUAUGUAUUUCAGAUGCAUAUUUGAAGUAAGAUAACUCUUAAGAAAAUGAACACCUUAAAAUUCAUUGAUAAUAAAGAAAUAAUAAUUGAGAUUACCUGAUUGGAAAUAUUACUGACGAACAAACUCUUCGUUCGUCACACAAGUAUGGAUUUCAAAAUGCAGACGAUUUUCUGUUGGUCAUACGAAUCAUUUCAAAGUUUUACAAGGAUAUUUUAGUUAAAUGUGAAAAACUAACUCAAUUUUCGUGUAUUACCCCUGAAAUGAGCCGGCUUGCACAUCUUGUGCUAUCAGCACGCUACCCUGAGUUAAGGAGCAAUCUGGAGCAUUGGGAGUUCUUGGAAAAAAAGAAUGUCAUAGAAUCUUUUGUUUGGGACACACGGUUAAUAUUAGGAGAUAGCAGCUUUGGAAGAAAUAUACAUCAAUUAACAACUUUGGUUUUGCAAUACCGUCACAUACAUAUUCAAAAAGAGCUGUAUUUUGAAAUGAAUAGCGUUAUAUUAAGCGACUUCAUUUAUUUAUUAGAAAAUUUAUUAACCAGGUAACAAUCCAAAUAUUUUACAAAUAUUAUUGUUCUUAAAAUGUAAUUUUAAUUGAAAGUUAUUAUUUCUAUUAAUAAACUUUUCUUUAUAUAGUUUCAUUCAGAACGAAGGAAUGUAAGGCUAACAAUAAAUGUUUGUCUCCAGCGA